AUGGCUAAAAUCAGUGGAGUUGAAAUUGAGACACUUUACGAGAAGCAGCAACUGAAGCCAGGAAAGGCGUACAAAUUCAAAUUGUGCUUGAUUGGAGACGGUGGAGUUGGUAAAACCACAUUCAUAAACAAAGUGCUUAAUGGUGUAUUCGAACGAAGAUAUAUUGCCACACAGGGAGCAGUAACAAAGGAUAUCGUUCUACACCUUGGAAACAACAGCUACGUGAACUACGAAGUGUGGGAUACGGCUGGUCAAGAGAAGUACAUUGGUCUAAGAGACGGCUACUACGUGGGGGCAGUUGCUGGCUUCUUCUUCGUGGACGUGAAUUCAAGAGAGACAUUUGGGUCACUAACUAAGCAUAUAAAGAGCUUCAUCAACGCAUGUGGCGUAGAGAAGCCUAAGCUAAUCAUAUGCGCCAAUAAGUUUGACAUUUGCAAGAAGCCAGCCUUCAUGAAGCUUAUUCCAAACUACACCAGGGGAUUUGACGUAGAAGUGUUCCAGGUCUCUGGGAAGACUGGGCUAAAUUACGAUAAGCCAUUUCUGUCUCUAUCAAGGUAUCUCUUUGAUGAUCCAACACUCACGCUCUCUGCUGACAUCAGUAUGGAGGCAUUGCCAAAUGACUACGACUUCCUGGCUACGGCAGAUGCUGCAGCAAACUUAGCCGAGGCAGAAGCAGUAGCACAAUUCAAGCCUGAGGAAUGA
This is a messenger RNA of Enterospora canceri, 702 nucleotides long. NCBI's taxonomy places the organism in Eukaryota, Fungi, Microsporidia, Enterocytozoonidae. The record is from the annotation of a GenBank genome assembly.